Molecule: messenger RNA, 2427 nt
Organism: Scatophagus argus
Lineage: Eukaryota; Metazoa; Chordata; Actinopteri; Scatophagidae
Gene: cnr1
Product: cannabinoid receptor 1
Exons: 2
Coding region: 442-1851 (469 amino acids)
Biological process (GO): G protein-coupled receptor signaling pathway
Cellular component (GO): membrane
Molecular function (GO): cannabinoid receptor activity
Source: RefSeq, a predicted model, not a curated record
UCAUGGGUUGGGCAGGGAAAAAAAGCUAUAUGGAAACACGUGACAGGGCUUGUAGGAGCGACGCUUCAUAAGUGUGAAGACUGAAGAGGUGGAGAGACGCUGGAGCAGGCAGCAGAAGCAGCGACAGCAGCAACAGCAGCAGCAGCCACAGCCUUUAUCCAUAAACGCAGGAGCGCACACCCAGAGCCAUCUCCACAGACAUGUGAAAAACUUAUGUUACAUAUAGAAUUAGAAAAGGAAACCGAUAACUAUGAGUGUAAUUGUGUUUUCUUUCUAACACAUGCACGGCGGUUGUCUCUCCUUUUAUGUAAGAUCUUUGCUGUUUGGAUGAUGCGCCUCUGACUUGGAUUAACGCGCGGCGAUAAAGGGCGAUUCUGCGCACAUGGAAAAAAUUAUGUUGUCCAGGCUUCUUAGACUGCCGUAUUACAAUCAGACACAGCCAUGAAAUCUGUGCUUGACGGUGUGGCAGACACCACCUUCCGGACUAUUACAUCUGGUUUACAGUAUCUGGGCUCCAACGACGCUAACUAUGAUGACCCCCUCAGUGAUGUAGACUUCAAGGCGGGUUUCUCUCUGCAGAAGCCCUUAUCUGCUUUCCGCAGCAACUCCUUCCCUAACAAGGUACCUGCAGAUGAGGAGCUCAUCCUCAAAGGCAUCCCCUUCUACCCCACCAAUGCCACAGACUUGUUUGGCAACAGGAGCACAUUCAGAGAUGAGACUAACAAUAUACAGUGUGGGGAGAACUUCAUGGACAUGGAGUGUUUCAUGAUCCUGACCCCCAGCCAGCAGCUGGCGGUGGCUGUGCUGUCUCUAACACUGGGUACCUUCACGGUACUGGAGAACCUGGUGGUGCUCUGUGUGAUCUUGCAGUCCCGCACCCUCCGCUGUCGGCCAUCCUACCACUUUAUCGGCAGUCUGGCUGUGGCUGACUUGCUGGGAAGUGUUAUAUUUGUCUACAGCUUUCUGGACUUUCAUGUUUUCCACAAGAAGGACAGCCCCAAUGUUUUUCUCUUCAAGCUGGGUGGAGUCACAGCAUCGUUCACUGCGUCCGUGGGGAGCCUUUUCCUCACCGCUAUUGACCGCUACAUCUCCAUACACCGACCUCUUGCCUACAGGCGCAUCGUGACACGGACCAAGGCUGUCAUUGCCUUCUGUAUGAUGUGGACCAUCUCUAUUGUCAUCGCAGUGCUACCUCUGCUGGGCUGGAACUGUAAACGCCUCAACUCUGUUUGCUCAGACAUAUUCCCCCUGAUUGAUGAGAACUACCUGAUGUUCUGGAUCGGUGUGACCAGUGUGCUGGUUCUUUUCAUUAUCUACGCCUACAUAUACAUCCUGUGGAAAGCGCAUCACCAUGCUGUGCGAAUGCUGAGCCGCACCUCCCAGAAGAGCCUUGUUGUUUAUACAGCAGAGGGGACUAAAGUGCAGACCACACGCCCUGAGCAGGCACGCAUGGACAUCCGUCUGGCCAAGACCCUGGUGCUCAUCCUGGUGGUGCUGGUCAUCUGCUGGGGCCCACUGCUGGCCAUCAUGGUCUAUGACCUCUUCUGGAGGAUGGACGAUGACAUCAAGACAGUAUUUGCGUUCUGCAGCAUGCUCUGCCUGCUCAACUCCACUGUCAACCCAAUCAUCUACGCCUUGAGGAGCAAGGACCUGCGGCACGCCUUCCUCAGCUCCUGCCAUGCCUGCAGGGGUAGUGCGCAGCAGUUGGACAAUAGCCUUGAGUCAGACUGCCAGAACAGAAAUACCAACAUUUCUGCCAACAGGGCUGCAGAGAGCUGUGUGAAGACCACUGUGAAAAUAGCCAAAGUAACCAUGUCUGUGUCGACUGAAACUUCUGCAGAGGCCGUCUAAUCAGCAUGGACACAGGCGGAAACUGUGUAAAUGUCAUCUUUCCCAAACAAUGCCAUUCAACACAAUAAAAAAGAAGAAGAUAGACAUACCACAGAACAAAAAGUAUUGACUUACAUCCUCACAUUGAUGCUUUUGUGGUCGUAUUAUUUUAUGUUAGUGUGUGAGUACAUAGUGUGCCAAAGUGCCAAAUGGUAUUGCCGGUUUAUAGGAAGGACUCAUUAUCUGGAAGUAUUAUCAAAGACUAUCAUAAGUCUGCUGUUCACCAUAGACUUCAUGAUAUCCAGUUAGUGAAGGCAUAUUAUAUUUUUGUACUGUGAAUUCAGGUUUUGAAAACAAUAUAUCUUCAUUUAUGGGAUAAGGGGCUAUUGACGUUUUUGAUUCAAGAUGUUUUACUGUGUCAUUUAGAAUUUAACACCUCACCAUAAAUAUAAGAAAAUAUUGCGCCCUGACUUUCUGCAGGCUUCAUGUACAUUCUACACACAAACAUUUCUAUGAGGAAAUGAUAAAAAAAAAAAGCUCAAAUGACUCUGAUUGUUUAUUUACAAAAUUGCCAUUAAAUAUGUAAUUUUUGUACUU